GACCCUAGAGUGAAUCUGCCCGCACGUGCCCUGUGCUGCAGUCCCUGCACCAGUGUGCCCACAGUCCACUACCCCCGUCAACCCCCGAGAUGUAGAAAUAGAUCCAACCCGGCCUUGCUCCGUCCCGGGAGCUCACAGUGAUAGUGUAUGUGGGCACGGGUCAGGGACUCCGUCCGACACUUUCCAACAUGUAAUCUCCACCAAACAGGCAGGAUGGACAGCAGAAGAACUCGGGGCUCAGAGAAGUUAAGUAGCACGGCUGAGGCCGCACAGCACACAGCAGACAAGGACAAGGGGAAGGAGAAACUGGAGGAGGACGAGGCGGCGGCAGCCAGCACCAUGGCCGUCUCGGCCUCCCUCAUGCCGCCCAUCUGGGACAAGACCAUCCCGUAUGACGGCGAGUCCUUCCACCUGGAGUACAUGGACCUGGACGAGUUCCUGCUGGAGAACGGCAUCCCUGCCAGCCCCACGCACCUGGCCCAGAACCUGCUGCUGCCCGUGGCUGAGCUGGAGGGGAAGGAGUCUGCCAGUUCCUCCACGGCAUCCCCGCCGUCCUCCUCCACCGCCCUCUUCCAGCCCUCGGAAACCGUGUCCAGCACAGAAUCUUCCCUGGAAAAGGAGAGGGAGACUCCCAGUCCCAUUGACCCCAACUGUGUGGAGGUGGACGUGAAUUUCAACCCUGACCCGGCCGACCUGGUCCUGUCGAGUGUGCCCGGCGGGGAACUCUUCAAUCCACGGAAGCACAAGUUUGCUGAGGAGGACCUGAAGCCCCAGCCCAUGAUCAAAAAGGCUAAGAAGGUCUUUGUGCCUGAUGAACAGAAGGAUGAGAAGUACUGGACGAGGCGCAAGAAAAACAACGUGGCAGCCAAACGGUCCCGGGAUGCCCGACGCCUGAAGGAAAACCAGAUCACCAUCCGGGCGGCCUUCCUGGAGAAGGAGAACACAGCCUUGCGCACGGAGGUGGCCGAGCUGCGCAAGGAGGUGGGCAAGUGCAAGACCAUCGUGUCCAAGUAUGAGACCAAGUACGGGCCCUUGUAACCCGUGCCCCCGCUGGGCAGGCACCGCCCCACCUCAGACCUCUGCCCGGGGGCUCCCUGACCCCCGCACACGUGUGGAGACUUAGACUCGUGGGCGCGUGACAAUGCACCGCUCCUGGGGUGUUCACGUCUCUGCUUCACCAUGUUGCAGCCCGCUCUGGGGGCCCUUCCCGGGGCACCGGCCUCCGCGUUGGCACCAGCCACAGAAACAACCUCAGUUCCCAUCCCUGCUGUCCAGUCGGCUGGGGUGGGGUCCUCUGGUGAGCCACUCUCCUUUCCGAGGGCUAUUUGUGCAGAGGCGCUGCGAUCGGCCGUGUCGCCCUCACGUCUUCUCAGGGAGCAGGCGUGUGUCCACCGAGAGCAGCGACCAUUGCCUCUCCCUCUGCAUGGCAGCAUGUGGCUGGCAGCCACAGGAGCAGUCCUUGCAAAGCCAAGGGUGGGGCCAGGUGGCCUGAGCUCCCACCCUGCUGGAGGUCCCAUUAUGGCCUUGCUCUGUGGGUACCCUGUGUGGCCUGUGCAGAGGGAGGGAGAGUAGCCUGUUGGUCCCCUCUACUGCAGGCCGCCCGCAGAGGCCACCUUGGUCUCUUUCAUGUCCCACUGGACCGGGCCUCUGGGCCUGUUUCACUCUGCCCGGUGACCCCUGUAAGAAAGCCCCUCCCCAUAGAAGGUGUUCAUUUCCUGCACUGGGAGACAGCCCUGCAAGGCAGUGAGCACCUGACUUCAGCCCUCUACAGGGCUGCCACUGUGGGCCGGCUGACCCUGCCCCACCAGCAGACCCCAAGGCAGCAGGGGGCUCCCGUGCCCUGUGGGGUACCCGGAGGGCCACAGCAGGGCGGGAUCCUAUGUGGGGAUCACUGUGGUCACAGGACCUGCUCUUGGGGACAACAAGCUCUUGGGACAUUGACACA
Molecule: messenger RNA, 1945 nt
Organism: Ochotona curzoniae (black-lipped pika)
Lineage: Eukaryota; Metazoa; Chordata; Mammalia; Lagomorpha; Ochotonidae
Gene: TEF
Product: TEF transcription factor, PAR bZIP family member
Exons: 4
Coding region: 148-1038 (296 amino acids)
Biological process (GO): regulation of transcription by RNA polymerase II
Cellular component (GO): nucleus
Molecular function (GO): DNA-binding transcription factor activity, RNA polymerase II-specific; RNA polymerase II cis-regulatory region sequence-specific DNA binding
Source: RefSeq, a predicted model, not a curated record